Molecule: messenger RNA, 5101 nt
Organism: Helicoverpa zea (corn earworm)
Lineage: Eukaryota; Metazoa; Arthropoda; Insecta; Lepidoptera; Noctuidae
Product: serine/arginine repetitive matrix protein 1
Exons: 14
Coding region: 245-1747 (500 amino acids)
Source: RefSeq, a predicted model, not a curated record
AAGGUCAAUGAAUAGCUAAACAAAAUGGCCGCUGAACGUAGAAAGGCGUGUCGCGGCUACUCCUAGCGAAUUACGCCGUCUCGGAAACCAUUGAACUUCAGUGAAAAAGUUUACGUGUUUUAUACUGCGGCGCUGCCGGGCUUCGCGUCUGCCCGCCGCCAGGCACCGGGGCUUCGCCCCCCGCGUCCCGCCGCGCGCGUUCGGAGCCCUCGCUCCAUCCGAUCCUUGAACGGAGUCGUUCAGGAUGUCUUCCAGACGCAACGGGUCCGUGUCCCGUGCUGCGGAGGCAGCCUCCAAGAACCGGUUGCAUAUGGAUAGGAAUCCGCAACACUCACGGAUCAACGAUCCGUCCAACCCGGCAGGCCGCCGGAAAGAGAUAGACAACGUCAUGAAGAGAGCUCGCCAGGGCUCACCGGGCAGCUGGGACCGGAAACUGCUGGAGGUCGAGGAGAAGGAUCCCAAUCGAUGGCGUCACACUGGAUACAAACAACUGUAUCUAGAAGGGUCGCGGUCGCCUUCCCCGCGCCGCUCCAGAUCCCCGGCAGUUAGGCGGUCCAGAACUCCUCUGCCGAGCCGUCGGUCCCGGUCGCCCGUGGUCCGUCGGUCCCGCUCGCCGGUAGGGCGCCGCUCGCCGCGCAAGUCGCGCUCGCGCUCCGCUCGCCGCAGCCCGAGGCGAAGCCCUAUCAGCAGACGCAGCCCAGCCCGCAGUCCUCGGCGCCGCUCCCCCCGGCCUCAGGCAGCGCGUCGCCCCGCCGCCCGCCCCGCCGCCGCGCCCGCCCGCCCACCACCAGCUCGCCCAGCCAGGCCGCCCUCGCCGCCAGAUCCUAGGAAGUCUUCCGGCUCCGGGUCGUCAGUGAGCAGUUGCUCGGACGAGUCGUGCUCCGUGUGCUCGGCCAAGAACAAGAAGACUGCGCCGCCCGCCAAGCCCGCUAAACCACCGCCUGCGGCAACGACAUCCCCGUCGCGUCCGCGUCCGGCCCGCGCGGUGCAACCUACCCGCGAGCUGCUGAAGGCUCGCGAGGCCAGCAAGCGCACCCGGGAAGAGAAGGUAUGUGCGCCUCAUGUCCUAGAAUGGCAACGCACACAAAUGGCAGUCCGUCCCGUGCCCACGACGCACAUCAAGCGCGAGGGCGAGCGGCGGCCCGGGCCCCCCGCAGCCCCACCCGGGCCCCCGGGCCCCGCACCGCCGCGGCCCUCGCGCCGGGACCCGCGCGCCGUGUCGCCCGCCGCCAUCGCUGCUGCGCUCAACGAUACGGAUAGCGAUAGCGAGUCGGAUGCUAGUUCGGAGCCGCAGCCGCAGAGGUUAACCCUCUCAGAGCGUUUCGGAAAGAUGGCGCAAUGGUCAGCAGACCGGUCCGCCCGCCUCGAGAACAUGCGCAUCACGCGGCGCGAGAGCACGCUGCACGUGCGCAUCGAGCGAGACGACGCCGCCCCGCAGGAACACGUCCCUAGCACUUACCCGGCACUCGAAGGUGCAGCCGCAGGCAGUUACCCUGAGGAACUGCUCCUAGCAGCCCCGGCCGGUCUACCAUCUUGGGACGAUGUGCGCGUCAGAUAUGACUACUAUAAGAAACGAGGGUAUCUUAGAGGUCUGACUCUGGGCGACUACGUGAAGUGGGAGGAAUGGUGGUACAAGUAUCAGGAGUGGCUCAAACACGAGCGAGCUUACGAGCGCUGGGCCGAGGGCGAGGUGGGCACGGUACGUCGCGAGCGUCGCCGCCGCGGCGGGCGCCACAGACGCAGCUGAGGGCGCGCCGCCCCCGCCGCCGUCCUGUCCGUGGACCUGGCGGCGGGGGCCCGCUCCGACGUCUGAGCGCAGCGCCGGGGCUCCGCCACCCUCCCCGGCACUCCUCACGUGCUCGGGGACACAUGUGCUUGACUUUGAAACCUAGUAAUAGUGUUAACAUAGUGACAACUAGAAGUAAAGAAGAAAAAUACAUCGAUCACAAAUAACUUGGAGAACUAGUGUUAGUAAUAGUGAACAAAUUAGUGUUUGUAUGUGAUGAAGUGUUGAACACUGAAAACUGAGUGAAAUACUGCUACUCAGCGUGCGGUUAGACUGGUAGCCGACCCUAACAUAGUUGGGAAAAAGCUCGGAAGAUGAUUAUGUGAUGUAGUGUUGAAAAACAGUGACAGCAUAUAUCAUCCUCCUGUCUUUAUUCCAAUUUUAUUUAGGGUUGGUGUAGCACGUUUGACAGUGACAACAUACAAAAGAUGUUUAUACAUAUAAUAUCUGUUUCCCAGAAGAACUCCUCAUAACCCGGAUAAAAUAUAGUCUAGUAUAGUAUGUUACUCUGGCUAGUGUAGCUUUUUUACAGUGAUAGAAUUUUUUAAUAAAAUUUUCAAAUUCUUCUUCUCAACUAUAUUAAACACACAAACACUACAGUGGAAAGUGCAUCAGAUAAAAAAACUGCAAUAUGCUGACCUCAAAAGAAAACUAUUUUUAUAGUGAUGUGUGUUAAAAAUAGUUUAAUAUACUAAUAUUACAGACAGACAGACACUAUAGUGUGAAAGUACUAUAUAAAUUGUUUACAAACUUCUACUGUGUUUGACUGUGCCACAUACAAAAUUGUUAAGUGUGAGGAACACUGUGGUUUUACAAUCAAAACUGAUAUAAAACUGUUGUAUUGUGCUUAAAAACUGUCUUAAAAUUGUCUGAAAAUUGAGUUCUCACGGUUGUUAAAAUCCUUAGAACUUGUGAAAAAAACAUUUAAGUGCACUUGAGCGAUCUUAGUGUGUUGAUUGAGAAAUCAGUCAGAGAGAAACUUAUGCAUUGUGUGAAUACUUGAUAAUGCUGUAACAGUGAUUAAAAAAACUGUGUAUAAACUAUACCACUGUCAAAAUAAGUGGGUUUUUGGCUAUAACAGUGUUAAAAACUGUAUUCAGCUGACUUUAUAAUAUGACAAUUUUACACAAAAUGUUGAGUGAGAAAUUGACACUACUCUCUUGAAGUGAAUAGACUCACUAGUUUGUGAAUUUCAGUGUAUUUUUGUGGUAGAUAAAGACUACCAUUUGUAGUGUGUGAAGAACCUUUAUAAUAUAUCCUGCCUGCCUUGUGAGGCGUGAACUAAUUUUGAACGCUACUAAAUGUUGUACUGUGAAAUCAUGAACUGUUUUCAAAAAUGUGUGAACAGUGAUAUAAAAAUCUUUCAAAAAAGGUGAUUGUGAAUUCAAAACUGUUUAUUAGGACUCCCAACAAAUUGGAAAGGAUAAAAAUAUAUUGUAAAGUUGGAUUGUAUCGUGUGUCUGAAAGUUUUGUGAACAAAAUUACCAAUAAGGUAUCAAUUUAUAGACAAUUAAAUAAAAAUCAUGUUUUCUUAAUGACUAUACAGAGUGAGAAAUACAAGUGAAUGAACGAUUUUUCUAUAAAAUUGAAGGUUUGUGUAGCAUCAAUACUUUUGAUGCUAAAGUAAAUGGUAUUAGUAUGGUGAUCUUUACAUAUAAAUAAAUGGACAAUUCUUUCUGUAUAUACAACUCUUGUAAAUUAACUUUACCGCUGUGAAGUUGGUAACUAGUGGCUGUGCAAGUCAAUAUUACAAACAAAAUUCUUCUGCAACGAGUUAAAGAGCUGACUUCACACAGGUAUAGUUAUUUUAUGAGAGCUGUAAUGUUAAAAAUCUGUGGAUUUGCUUACUAAAGAGUUUGAUAUUGACAUAUGGACGAUAAUCGCGAACUUUUAGUAAGUUAAUCUGUAGUGUAAAGUUGUACAAUAUUGAUUAAAACAUUGUAUAUUUAGACUGCAUCUGAUCUCUCCGGUGGUAUCGGAUUGUCGUCCCAUCGGGCUAUGAGAGUGAAGAAAUAGUGAGUGCACCUGUGUCUGCACAAAUGCUUGUGCACUAUAAUAUGUCCUGCGCAACUGGCUGAUCUUGAGAACAGUCUAAAUAUAGUCUGUUUAUUAGAAUCUGCGAGUUGUAAUGUUAAAACUUUUUCCAUAAAACAUCUAAUGUGUGUAUAGAAAAUAACAUAAUGCAAGAUUGAUUUGUUCAGAAAUUCAAAUUAUGGAAUAAAAGUCUUGUCAAAUAAGAUUGCCUCUGUGAAAUGCUGUGCACAGCAAUUUUGACUACAGUGAAGUCACUUCUAGCUAACUUCGGAGCGGCAAACUUAUAUGAAGAGAAAUUGUAUGAGGUUUAGAUAAGAGUGAACUAAACAAACUUUGCUCUUUUGAAGACUUCUAAAGGAUUGGAAAAAUCUUAGAAAUUAAAAAAAAGCUAGUUGUAAACUCUAAUAAUCAUGAAAUAUAAUCGAAAAAAAUACAAGUAUAUGUAAAAUAAUUUAUAAAAAAAAUAUAGUAAUAUAGAGAUUUUAAUAUUGUUAUCUUUAAAAUGUUUUUUCUGUCUGUCUGUUACCAAAAUUGGUAUUUUAUGAGUUCUGACUCUUAUCAGACAAAAAGACCUCAGUAAAUCAUCUCGAAACUAUAUAAAAAAUGAACUUAAUAUUGUUGAAUGAACAUGAAUUAAACCUUAAAGAAUAGCGAUCAAAUGACUAACUUUUACAGCGAGUUACACCAUUUAACUAUAACGUAAAAGUCGUGGUGGCCUAGUGGGUAAAGAACCAACCUCUCAAGUAUGAGUGGAUUCCAGGUCAGGCAAGUACCAAUGCAACGUUUCUAAGUUUGUAUGUACUUUCUAAGUAUAAACGGUAAACUGUAGGUCUCGGAUGUCAUUAUACAUCUUUGGCAGUUGUUACGGGUAGUCAAAAGCCAGUAAUCUGACAACCAGUUUUUACUAGGGGUAUUGGGUUGCCUGAGUAACUGGGUUGAGGAGGUCAGAUAAGCAAUCGCUCCUUGUAAAACACUGGUACUCAGCAGCAUGCGGUUAGAAUGGAAGCCAACCCCAACAUAGUUGGGAAAAGUUAGGCAACUGAACCAUUUUCAGUUGUCAAAUCGCCGAUACAAUGGGCGAUAAGUAUACGGCUGGUUAUGGUUUGGUGAUCGUUAUAGUUAAAUGGGUUAACUCGCCCCUAGUAUGUAGAUAAUUAUAUUAAAAUCAUGUUUAACUGACUUCAAAACUAAUAUUAGUUUCGGAGCCACUUUAUAAGUUAUAAAAUUAAUUACUGUUCAGUAAUUUCGCUUAAUAAAUUGUAAAUAGACAUAUUUACCUAA